CAGCCGGGGGCGAGCGGGCGGCGUUCCGCCCGCCGCAGCUUCCCCGCGAGGCCGGGCUUUACACGAAAGUGGGGACGAGGUAAAGGGGCCGAGGGGCUGAGCGAAGAAGAAAGCGACACAAACCCUACGUCCUGUCCGGAGAGAGACGCCGGCAGCCCCGCCAUCAUCACCUUCCCGGUUCCCCGCGCCAACGCUCGGAUCUCCCCCGCCGCAGGACAAGAGGCGGUGCGGCCGCGGGGGAGGAGCUGAGGCAGGCGGGCUCCAGUGCUCAAAAAAAAAAAAAUGCUUUUGAACAAAGAAACUUUAUUUGGUGCCCCAGGGACAGACAAACAAUGACCGGCUGGAGGCCUGGGAGAUCUUCCGGGGACGAAGGCGGGGAAAGCGAAGGGCAGCAGGAGAAGCGGAAUAAGGAAGCAGGGCGGAAGGCGGAAGCAAGCAGGAACCGCUUGGGAUGCAGUCAUGUCAGCCAGACUUCUCCGGGCCCUGGCCGGGUCUCGCUGUGUCUUAUCAAAAGCCCGCCAGUGCCAAAGAGCCAUCCAUCGCACGGGAAAACCGCUCAAGGGAUCUGAGAGUGCGGCACGUGGCACCUUGACGAGAAGCCGAAACCUGGAUCUGUUCUUUCCCGACACAGCCGCCGCCGGUGGUCGGACCGAGUCCCAGAUUCUGGAAAGGAACCGGAACAUACCAGGCACAAACAUGUUCUCUGCACUAAACACUGCACGCUGCCAGGAGGGGCGAGCGCACCUUCCGUCCGGGAAGUCGGGUGCCCACUGGAAGGCGACUCACAGACCAGCUCUGUUAGGUCGCCAGUGGUUUAGAAGAAUACUAGAGAGGCAUUACUCCUCUGCAUCCACGGAAACAGUUGUUUCUAAACAAGACUUUCCGCAAAUCAAGAGACCACUGAAAGCAUCGAGGACCAGGCAGCCGUCCAGGACCAACCUUCCUGUUCUGUCCCUGAACGAGGACCUGAUGCACUGCACGGCGUUUGCAACUGCGGACGAGUAUCACCUCGGCACUCUUUCUCAAGACCUGACCUCUCACGGAUACGUUGAAGUGACGAGCUUGCCUAGAGAUGCAGCAAAUAUUUUAGUGAUGGGUGUGGAAAAUUCUGCAAAAGAAGGUGAUUCUGGAACAAUGUUCUUCUUCAGGGAAGGAGCUGCUGUGUUCUGGAAUGUGAAGGACAAAACUAUGAGCCAUGUGUUGCAGAUUCUAGAAAAACAUGAAAGCCAGCCCUAUGAAAUUGCAUUGGUGCACUGGGAAAACGAAGAGCUCAACUACAUAAAAACAGAGGGGCAGUCUAAACUUCACCACGGGGAAAUCAGGUUGAAUUCAGAGCUAGAUUUAGAUGACGCCAUUCUAGAGAAAUUUGCCUUCUCGAAUGCUCUUUGCCUUUCAGUGAAACUGGCUAUUUGGGAGGCAUCACUGGAUAAGUUUGUGGAGUCCAUUCAGUCAAUUCCAGAGGCUUUAAAAGCUGGGAGGAAAGUGAAACUGUCUCACGAAGAAGUUAUGCAGAAAAUGGGUGAACUCUUCGCCCUAAGACACCGUAUAAACUUGAGUUCGGACUUCUUGAUCACGCCUGAUUUCUACUGGGACAGAGAAAACCUAGAACAGCUUUAUGAUAAAACCUGCCAGUUCCUAAGCAUUGCUCGUAGAGUUAAGGUCAUGAAUGAAAAACUUCAGCACUGCAUGGAGCUAACAGAUAUAAUGCGGAACCACCUGGCGGAGAAGAGGGCACUCCGCCUGGAGUGGAUGAUCGUCAUCCUCAUCACCAUAGAGGUAAUGUUUGAGCUGGCUCGAGUAUUUUUCUAACCAAGUGAUGACCAAAGGAAAAGUAUCAUUGCAAGACAUAUUCAAGUUCUACAAUCAAAAAUAAAUGUUCACUGUUGGGGAAAAUCUAUUUAAUAGGUAUUUAAUUUUUUUAAAUCAAGUCGUUAAAAUCUUUUUCAGCUUCUUAAAUGUAUUGCUGCUUUAAUAAAAAUGAAGAAUCUAGUGUUUGAAAGGAAAAUGUUUUAUUUAAAGACCUUUGGAUAAACUUAGCAUCUAGGAACUCUGGGUGAAGAAACUUAUUACAGCAUAAGGCUUAGAUUUUAGACACUGCUCAUCUCUCCCCAGGGAAUCCUAAUCAUGGCCCCAGCUAAGCAGACCUCAGGAAUGUUAAAAUAAACAUAUAGAGUAAAACAGGCAAUUUGUUGAUAGAAUUUCAUAAACCAAUUUUAGAUGGCAAAAUUUGAGGGUGAAUGUUCCCUGGCACUUUGUGUGUUUUACUAAUAAUUUCCAUCCCCUCUCUAUGAAGUUAGUCAGAAUAUUCUUCCCACAGAAGCAUAUAUUUUUUUGUUUCACACAUACUUUAGGGAAUUUAAAAAAUACCAAGUACAAAGAAUUUAAUAUUUAUAUGCUUACCAUCUUUAAUUUUUUUAAAAAAGCAAAGCCUUCAUCAUUUAUUUUUAUGCAUAACUGCCCCACCACAGUGAAUUUAAAGUUCUAUUUUUCUCAUACAUAUUGAUGAGAAAAGGAUUAUUAUUCUGUUCAAAAUUGGGACACUGUCAUUUUGCCACUUGUUUAGCUGCUAUGCAGAAUCCACCAAGAAAAGUCACAUUCAGCACCCCACAAGAAUUCUCCCCAGGUAGGAGUCUUCCAUCUAAGGUACCUAUACCCCGCGAGCACCUAAGGCUUUCCAAGGAGCAUGUGGGCAUAGACCUCAAGAACUGCUUUCUAGACCCUCAAGUUCUGUAUGAGCACCUCCAUGGACGUGCUGCGCUGCGCACACGCUUGUGAUCAGCUAUCAAGCCUGUCCUCCUUUCCCCUCUUCCCUUCUCACGUUGUACAGAAGGCAUCUCCCUGCCGCUGGAACCUGAGUUUGGCCCACUGUAUUUAAAAACCUUCGAGUAUAUUUAACCUUUGGGAAGCCAAACAGGAGGACAAUUUGAAAUACUGGUCAACAAAGCAUCCUUUAAUAAUGUUAUCCCCUACCUAAUAAGAGGGGAAUUUAAAUAAAUAAGUAGUUUGACUCCAAGUA
Molecule: messenger RNA, 3016 nt
Organism: Phyllostomus discolor (pale spear-nosed bat)
Lineage: Eukaryota; Metazoa; Chordata; Mammalia; Chiroptera; Phyllostomidae
Gene: RMND1
Product: required for meiotic nuclear division 1 homolog
Exons: 12
Coding region: 460-1809 (449 amino acids)
Biological process (GO): positive regulation of mitochondrial translation
Source: RefSeq, a predicted model, not a curated record